AUGGACGUAGGCAGAUGUCCAUCUGUUGUGCUCAAAGAAUGCGUUAAUCUGUUUUUCAGCUAUCAGAGACCGUUUUGCACGAUCGUGGAUCGCGAUGAGAUCGAGCAGGGCUUGCUCAGUCCCAUGGAUGAUUAUCGCCAGUCCACGUAUCUUAUCCAUGCUGUGUGUGCCAUGGGGGCGCUGAUGUCUGAUGACCGUCACGUUCGCGAACUGGCUAAUCCAUUCGUCGCCUCAGCCGAAAGUAAACUCUCAGAAACCCCCUUCUGGCAUUCACGACUCGAUAGGGCGCAGACGAUGCUUCUCAUCGCAGUGUUCGCGGCUGGUAGAGGUCAUAUCUCGAAGGCCUGGAUAUACUCUGGUAUGGCUAUCCGCAUAACACAAGACCUUGGCAUCGAUGAUAUCUGGUCCUUGAGUGCUGGUCAAGGACCUCAGAGUGCGCUCUCCACUGUAGUGGAGAAGCGACAGCGCAUGUCUUUAACCUUCACCAUAUCCGAUAAGUCCCUACAGCCAUAA
This is a messenger RNA of Cyphellophora europaea CBS 101466, 513 nucleotides long. RefSeq lists its product as uncharacterized. Gene Ontology annotation, molecular function: zinc ion binding; DNA binding. The coding region runs from base 1 to 513 and encodes 170 amino acids. Lineage: Eukaryota; Fungi; Ascomycota; Eurotiomycetes; Chaetothyriales; Cyphellophoraceae. The transcript has 2 exons. The record is from RefSeq and is a predicted model, not a curated record. Gene Ontology annotation, biological process: DNA-templated transcription.